AUGCCUCUUCCCCCACAUCAGGUCUACUCUGAGGAACUCGGGGGUGCCUUCAGACGAGGCCAUCCUAUCGCCGACCCUCAUCCUGGCAUCAGAGAUGGGGUGCUCAUGCGCCCUGUUAGCAUCGGGGACGUCGGAUACAUUCAUCCUACCGGUGGUGAUUUCAUCCGACUAUUCAACGUACAUCUUGAGCCCGGAGUCGAUGGCCAGCCUGAUAUCGACAGUCUCCCCGACGACUUUCACCUACCCGUCCGAGACAUCAGGGUCAAACCAAAUAACACGACUGUGUGGGUGUCGAAGAACGUGACGCGAAAAGGAGCAAGCGCUGAAGUCUCAGGUCCUUUUUUCGGCGGAUCAGCGAAGUUCGAAUCCAGCAGUGAGCGCGGCGCCAUUCUUGCCACCCCCGAUCCUAUAGACUGCUCCGACGCGCUCCACAUCCUCAGUUAUAAGUUGCACGCAGAACGCAAUUUCAAGCGCUGGGUUCAAUAUGCGCGGGAUAACGGGCAUGAUAUCGUGCUUGAUGACUUGAUACUGGUCACCGGUGUCGAUCACACCACCUCUUGGGCGACUGCGGUCUUCACUGAUACUAGGCUGGAGGCCGGCUUCGGUUUGAACGUCCAGUUUGCCAACGCAGGAGCUGGUGUACAAUUGGCUUGCGACUACUCCUGGCAAAGCACGUCCAGCGCUCUCGUCAAUUCGGGCCCCACUCCUAUGCGUCUGAAUGUACCAUCAGGCGUUCUGGGACCGAGUGCUUCCGCAAUCAACUCGACACUGCCCGAGACCGCAACCUCCGACAACACCGAGCGCCGACCCAUCAACACGGUUUGCAACCAGUCACUCUUCAUACGACAUCUUCGAGCAAAGAGCCGCCCACCUUGGCUUGGGAUUCGUAUCGAAGCAAAUGGUCGAAAGCAGAGAGACGAUCGUAACGAGGAUGACGAUGGCCCUAGUGGCGGCGACAUCUCCAGUCCCGAUAGCAUGGUGAUCACGAGCUCUCCGGAGCGACGUGCGUUCGUGAACUAUCUAAACCCAGUCCUUGAUCACAUUCUCGAUCAUUCGGAUGCAGAUUUUGCCCUCGCGCACGAUGAAGAUCUAGCUUUACUACCUGCUUCCGAUUCAGCAGAGUGUGUCGUCGUGGUCCGCAACGGCGUUGGCACGAUACAGAAAGCCCCAACCCCUGUAUCCGGUUCGGCGAUGGAGGUCGAUGAAAUCAUGGUAGAAAGCCUCACUCGUCCCGCAUCAAGGGCAAGCUCAGCGCAAGAUACCCUCGUCGAUGAGCCAGUGGAAGGAGGAGAGCCAGGGAAUGAUUCUCGUUCAACAUGGAUAUCUUCUAAAGAAGACAUAGACUGGAGAGUCCGCGUUCUUGACAAGAUCACAGAGUCGAAGACCAUCGGAGGCUCUGGAUUAGAUCAAUCUAAGAGUGAGGACACCACUAACACACAAGAGAACGCCUGGAACUUGGGCCAGAAUAAUGCGCCAAUGGGUCAGACACCCCGUCAACGCCGCCGCAGUGCGGCGCUGUCGUGUGCCGAGUGCAGGCGGCUGAAGCUCAGGUGCAGCCGCGUGUUUCCGUGUAACAGCUGCGUCAAGAAAGGCUGCGCUCACAUUUGCCCGAACGGAUCACUUACUACUGGACAGGGCAACAGAUUCAUCUUGGCGAAUUCAGAAGUCCUGCACGAUAAAAUCCACGAACUUGCGGCGCGCGUACGACAGCUGGAGGAUGCGCUUCGCGAAAGCCACUCAUACGUCUCGAAGGACCGACAUCCACUCCUGACUGACGAGCUCCUGCAGAUUAAAAGACCCCUAGAACAUGGAACUAGAGACGAGGUACCGUCAGCAAGCUCCGAUACCCUCGAAGUCAUACCAGAGUCUGGUGAAGAGGCGGAGGACACUUUAGAUGCAGUUGGGUCACUUGUCAUCUCCGACGAUGGCAAGGCUAAUUUCUUUGGCACUACGGCCAACGCUUGGUACUACCUUCAAAAUGAAGGCGGCGAUGAAGACGCGACUAACGCGUCGGACAACCAACCAUGGCUUAGUCGCACGUUCCCUUUUGCGCUCACUGUCAGUGAGACCGUAGACCAGAUUCGCGCAGAACUGUGGAACAAUCUCCCCGGCGAAGACGACGCACGGCAACUCGUCGAGAACUAUUACCUGUUAGCUGGCUGGAUGUACCGUCCUGUCGAGCCGGACGAUCUUUGGGUGAACGUCUUCAACCCUGUAUACCGAAUGACGUCAGACGAUGUCUACGACGCAGAACAGUCGCACCGUAUCGCGGUCUUGUACCUCAUGUUUGCGCUCGCAGAGCUGCUCAACCUUGAACGCACACCGUACUCGAAGGAAGCAGACUUUUAUUACAAGCUCGCCCGCACAGCGCUGGCCGUAGACUCGGUUCUUGAAGAACAGAGCGUCCAGGCGAUUCAAGCUCUGGUGCUCAUGUGCCAUUACAUGUUCUUCGCGGAGAUACACGGGCCACGAUGGACUCUCAUGGGCCUGGUUGUGAAGCUCGCACAAUCCAUGGGUCUUCAUCGGGACAGUUUGAGGUGGAAGAUGGGCGAAGACGAGGCGAAGAAGCGGCGAGCGCUCCUCUGGGAGGUGGUCUCGUACGACUCCUGGCAGAGCUUGACCUAUGGGAGGCCGCCGUCCAUGUCGAUGGUCCAUGUCGACUCCCAGUUCCCCGAAGCGCCGUUCAAGAACGAGCGCGGAGAGACGGACAUGUCGUUUGACAUGUGGAAACACCGGUUCGUCGAGAACGUACAGACCCAGGUGCACGAUCUGGUGUUUUGCGCGAAGCCGGCGAGCUACAAGGUUGUUCUGGAGCUCGAUAACAAAGUCCGCAAGUUCCCCUUUCCUCCGACGCUCCAGAUUGCGGGUUUCGGUGGGCAGCACGUCGAUAAGGAGCCACCUCCGGUCACUCGUGUCAUGCAACGAUACAUUGCCCAUGUCUUUUGGGAAAUGACCAUCUUUUACAUGCACCGCGGCUUUUUCGCUCGUGCGAUCGAAGACUCUACGAAAGAUCCAAUCAGCCACAAGUACUCGCAGUCUGUUCUAGCGGCAACCACGAGUGCCUGCACGUUUGUCUCGUUAAUUGAGAGCCUUUUUUCUCAAUAUCCUCGCAUUACGGAGCGCAUGUGGUUCUUGUUCACACAUGUAUUCUCCUGCGCUGUCGUACUUGGAUCGGUCGCCAUUAAGUGCCCGCAGCACUUCCUUGCCCGCAACGCGCUCGUGCAUCUUGACAAGGCCAUUGCCAUGUACGAGCACGUGCUGACCCCGAACGCUGCGAAGGUGCUUCCUGUAUUGCGCAAGCUGCGAGAGCGCGCGGUCGAGGCAAAAGGUUCACCUUUGCGUUACACCAUUGGUCACAAUGAAGACAGCGAACGCCAGGACGAAGAACUCGCGGUCCUAGGUGGCAAGACCCGCUUAAUAUCGCGAAGCAAGAUUGGCCCUACCUUGACUUCGCCUGCCGCCAUCACACCCUCCUCACAGACAGUAUCACCGUCGGGACAGGGCUCCACCGCAUACUCGCUCCGGAGCGCACCAGGAUACUAUGUGCCUCAGAGUGCCUCGGCAUCGCCCGAUCACCAGCAGCGCGACUCUCAGCCUCGACAGCUCCCUCAGCAGGUCGGGUCGCAGCCGAUGGCUUGGAAGAGCGGAUAUGAGCAAAAUGCUUCAUCUGAUCAGAUGCAGUAUGGGCUUUCGAGCAUAUACGACCAGACCACAGCCGGUAUCCCGCAGAUUAACGGCCAGCCUUUUGUCACACCUGGAGGCUCACGGCAGCAUUCCGAUCACAACUACGGCAGCUUCCCGCAACAGCUUGAACAGGGCCAGGUGUUUGAUGGCCAGGACCAGGACUACGAAGCACAUGCGGCUCUCGCGUCCGGGUCGUACUUCACGAGUCCUGCAACAGCUUCUGAACCAGAUUCUCAUUGGAGAGCGUUAUAUAGCCAGUGGGCGCCGGAGUGA
This is a messenger RNA of Peniophora sp. CBMAI 1063, 3957 nucleotides long. The record is from the annotation of a GenBank genome assembly. Lineage: Eukaryota; Fungi; Basidiomycota; Agaricomycetes; Russulales; Peniophoraceae.